Pipistrellus nathusii (Nathusius's pipistrelle) is the source of this 1488-nucleotide messenger RNA. The record is from the annotation of a GenBank genome assembly. Lineage: Eukaryota; Metazoa; Chordata; Mammalia; Chiroptera; Vespertilionidae.
AUGUCCGAGGACUCGGCCGGCUCGCCCUGCCCCUCGGGCUCCGGCUCCGACACGGAGAACACGCGGCCUCAGGAGAACACCUUCCCCAAGGGCGAGCCGGACCUGAAGAAGGAGAGCGAGGAGGACAAGUUCCCCGUGUGCAUCCGCGAGGCCGUCAGCCAGGUGCUCAAGGGCUACGACUGGACGCUGGUGCCCAUGCCCGUGCGCGUCAACGGCUCCAGCAAGAACAAGCCGCACGUCAAGCGGCCCAUGAACGCCUUCAUGGUGUGGGCGCAGGCGGCGCGCCGCAAGCUGGCCGACCAGUACCCGCACCUGCACAACGCCGAGCUCAGCAAGACGCUGGGCAAGCUCUGGAGGCUGCUGAACGAGAGCGAGAAGCGGCCCUUCGUGGAGGAGGCGGAGCGGCUGCGCGUGCAGCACAAGAAGGACCACCCGGACUACAAGUACCAGCCGCGCCGCCGGAAGUCCGUCAAGAACGGCCAGGCUGAGGCCGAGGAGGCGGCCGAACAGACGCACAUCUCCCCCAACGCCAUCUUCAAGGCGCUGCAGGCCGACUCGCCUCACUCCUCCUCGGGCAUGAGCGAGGUGCACUCCCCCGGCGAGCACUCGGGGCAAUCCCAGGGCCCCCCGACGCCGCCGACCACCCCCAAGACCGACGUGCAGCAGCCGGGCAAGGCCGACCUGAAGCGCGAGGGGCGCGCCCUGCCCGAGGGGGGCCCCCGCCAGCCCCCCAUCGACUUCCGCGACGUGGACAUCGGCGAGCUGAGCAGCGACGUCAUCUCCAACAUCGAGACCUUCGACGUCAACGAGUUCGACCAGUACCUGCCCCCGAACGGCCACCCGGGGGUGCCGGCCACGCACGGCCAGGUCAGCUACACGGGCAGCUACGGCAUCAGCAGCGGCACCGCGGCGGCGGCGGCGGCGGCCCCGGCGGGCGCGGGCGGCCACGUGUGGAUGUCCAAGCAGCAGGCGCCGCCGCCGCAGCCGCCCCCGCAGGCCCCGCAGCCCCCGCAGCAGCCCCCCCAGCAGCAGCCCCCGCAGGCGCCCCCGCAGCCCCCGCAGGCCCCGCAGCCGCCGGCGCACACGCUCACCCCGCUGGGCGGCGAGGCGGGCCCGGCGCAGCGGCCGCACAUCAAGACGGAGCAGCUGAGCCCCAGCCACUACAGCGAGCAGCAGCAGCCGUCGCCCGCCGCGCAGCAGAUCGCCUACAGCCCCUUCGGCCUCCCGCACUACAGCCCGUCCUACCCGCCCAUCACCCGCGCGCAGUACGACUACAGCGACCACCAGGGCUCCGGCGGCUCCUACUACAGCCACGCGGCCGGCCAGGGCUCCGCCGGCCUCUACUCCACCUUCACCUACAUGAACCCCGCGGCGCAGCGGCCCAUGUACACGCCCAUCGCCGACCCCUCCGGGGUGCCCUCCAUCCCGCAGACCCACAGCCCCCAGCACUGGGAACAGCCCGUCUACACACAGCUCACCAGACCCUGA